AUGUCUCAAAACUCCGAUUCCGGCGCUGAGAGCGUCAAAACCGAUAUUCUCCUUGCGAUCAGGCAUGAGCAUCUUGCCAAAAUCAUCAGCCGCGAGAAGAACCACGAGUAUCGCAAAUAUCGCCUCAACGAUGGUGUGUGCCGCCUCUGGCUGUAUGAAACUGCACACGAUGGUGGAAGCUCUUCCAUAACACAUAUCGCCGUCAUUCCUCCCAAUACCCGCCAUGAACCAGGUGAAGUCCCUAAUGAGCCCCAUGGCAUCGGCAAUGAAGACUUCAACGCUGGUGUCAAGGAGUCCAAAUUCGGAUACCCCAUUCUCGAACUUUACGAACUUGAGAGCCCGGUGACUCUGAAUGAGUUGAAGGCGCGCUGGGGGUUCAAUGGUCCACCCCAGGGACGCCAGUACGUGAAGACAGAGCUGUGGGAGGAUAGAUGGGGUGAGCAGGGGGACAGGAGUGAGAAGGUUAAGAAGGUUUUUUAA
This is a messenger RNA of Fusarium coffeatum, 480 nucleotides long. RefSeq lists its product as uncharacterized. The transcript has 2 exons. The record is from RefSeq and is a predicted model, not a curated record. The coding region runs from base 1 to 480 and encodes 159 amino acids. Lineage: Eukaryota; Fungi; Ascomycota; Sordariomycetes; Hypocreales; Nectriaceae.